AUGUAUAAUACUAAUUCUUACCAUUAUCAAAAUCCAAGUAGAAACUAUUAUGGGAACGGUGGCCAGUAUAACGGACACACAUCAGCAUCCAAUCGUUAUCCAUCCAAUCGUCAAGAUCCAUACAUUCAGAAUGGAAAUAGUUACAAGAGUCCGGCUCAUUUUAAUAAAAAGCCUUAUGUGCCACAAUAUGCUAAUCAAAAAUCUUUACCAAUAUCAAAGAUAAUAAUCCAACAUUGUGAACUAAUUAGCGAGUAUAGUGAAACAAUAACACCUUUAGAAUUACGAAAAAUAUUUGAUGAUUUUAUUUAUGAAUUAAAACCAAAACCACGUAAUCCUCGCCAUAUGUAUGAAAUUGCUAAGGUAUUAAUCGACGUUGAUGGUCAAGUAUUACUUGAUCCAGAAUUACGAGAUCAUGAAUUUUAUGUUUUGAUAAGAAAUACAAUAAGAAAAUUAUUAAAUAAAUGGUAUUCAAGAUAUAACGGUAGUUUUUUAUCAAAACACGAAUAUAUUACAGUUUAUAAUGCAAGUGAAAUAUUGCUUAAUAUGGUUCAUAAUGUGUCGAAUGAUACAGAAAUUGAAACACUUAAUCGAUUACUAUUAAAUUGGCAACUUAUUGAUUCAAUAAAAAAUUAUUUAGAUACUGUUAGUAAGAAUGGAAAACAGUUAAAUGAUCCAGAUAUAGAUAAUUUUGAUAUUAUCAUUGAUGUAUUGGGUGAUUAUCAACGUCAAACCAAAACACAGCUGAGCGAUGUUCAUUAUUUAUUCGCAUUAUUAGAGCCCAUUGUGAAUAGUAUUUGUUCAGAAUCUUAUAUGCAUGCAUUUAGACUAUUGAAACCAGAUGCUAAAGCAUUAGUAGGACAACAAAAAUUGUUUCUUGUUCGUUGUCCAGGCUAUUUAACAUCAUAUAACGGCACUCGUCAAGAAGAAUUAAUAAUCAGAUUAUUCGAAAUUAUGAUUCCACGUUUUGAUGAAAUAUUAAAUCAAUAUGUACCAUCGAUAAAACAAUGGAAAGCACCUGUUAUGCGUUCAAUACAUCAUAUUGUCAGUAUGUUAAAUUAUGGUGCUAGUAAAUAUCAAUCAUGUUCAAAACGUUUAGGUGAAAAAAUGUCUAUAAUCGAUAAUAUUCUAAUCAUAUUAGAAGAACCAGUAAUGAUUAAUAAUAUAGUUGAAAACUUAACAAAUCAACAAACAAUAUUAAUUAAUACUAUUUGUGUAUUCAUGUCAAAUAUAAUUUAUGAUUCAACAAUAUUAACAUAUCUCAAACAGAAAGAAUUAACUCCAAGAUUUACAGCAUUGACCCAAUCAAAAAAUGAGCAAAUACGAUUAAAUUGUCAGAUGAUAUUAGGCUAUAUUAUGAAAGAAGAUGAUGUAACAGAUCCUCAAAAAAUUCUCGCUAAAGUCGUAGAUAAUUUAAAAAAAGCAUUGAAUGGAAAUUCGACUGAAAAUAUCGAUGUAUUAGCUGAAAGUUUGAAAGGACUUGUUCAACAUGAGCAAAUCAAAGAAGAAAUAAUUCGAGAAAAUCUACUAGACUUAAUCAUUGGAUGUGCAUUAAAAUUUACUGGUGAAGCUAAACAAUCAGCAUUAGAAACAUUAUGGUCAAUGACAUUUAAUGAACAAGGAGCAGAAAUAUUGAGAAAUAAUAAAUUACUUAUUUCUAAUAUUCAAGCACUAGUAAAAAUACAUCCAACAACACCAGACGACGAAGGUAUUCAAAAAGCAGCUGACGGUCUAUUAUGGAAAUUACAAAAAGAGGCAGAAUUGUUAGCGAAACUACCGGAUGAUGAAGAAAAAGUGACAACAAAAACAUUAGUUACAGCAGCUGAUGGAUCACAACAAAUAAUAACAACAACAGGACAACCUGUUGAACGUGUAUAUCAGUAUGAUAUAAUGAUCAGUUAUUCAUGGGCCGAUAAAGAAUUAUGCUUAAAAAUACAUCAAUUUUUGAUUGAUAAUGGUUAUAAAAUAUGGCUCGAUUUGAACAAUAUGCACGGACCAGCUAUGAGUGCAAUGGCAGAGGCUGUUGAACAAUCUGAAUUUAUUCUAUUGGGUAUGUCUGAUACUUAUAAACAUUCAACAAAUUGUCAAGCUGAAGCCGAAUAUGCAUUCAAAAUGAAACGUCGUUUAAUUCCUUUAAUAAUGACAAAAGGUUAUAGUCCCGAUGGUUGGUUAGGUUUUUUGAUUGGUUCACGUAUCUAUAUUGACUUUGGUCGAUAUGAUUUUGAGAAAGCAUGUCAAUUAUUGCUAAAUGAAAUACAUUUACAACGUAAACAAGCAUUAGUAGCAACAGCAGCUCGUCCAGUAAAAACAAGUAUUGAAGAUGUACCAAAACCACAACUACCACCACCACCACCACCACCACCACCAAAACCAAUUGAAAAAGUAUCUAAUUCAGAUGCAAUAAUUCAAAAAUAUUCAAGGCGUGUAGUUAAACGAUCAUAUUCAACUAAAUCAAUCGAACAAUGGCAAGAUGAUGAUGUGUUAGACUUUUUAGCUGAUCGAAAAUUAUAUUUAAUGAUGCCAUUAUGUGAUGGUAUGAAUGGACUUGCUCUAUUACAAUUAUAUAAAAUGUGUCAAUUAAAAGUAAAUGAUACAUAUCAAUUAUUAAAUAAAGAAUUGAAAGAAUCAUAUAAACUUACAUUAUUAAUAAGUGUUUACACCAGAUUUUUAAGUGACUGUGACUCGAUAAUUACAAAAAAAGUUAACCAAACAUCAAUUAUUCCAUACAGAAUACCAAAGUAUUUUCCUAGUGAUAUUAUUGAAAUAGAAACUGAAGCAGAUCCUAAAGUAACGCUGAGAAUGGCUCAACAACAUGCAAAUAAUAUACCAUUAUUCAAACAGCUAAUGAAAAAGCAAAAUUAUUAUUCUAAGCGAUAUGUAUGA
This is a messenger RNA of Didymodactylos carnosus, 2880 nucleotides long. The record is from the annotation of a GenBank genome assembly. NCBI's taxonomy places the organism in Eukaryota, Metazoa, Rotifera, Eurotatoria, Philodinida, Philodinidae.